Adineta ricciae is the source of this 453-nucleotide messenger RNA. The record is from the annotation of a GenBank genome assembly. Lineage: Eukaryota; Metazoa; Rotifera; Eurotatoria; Adinetida; Adinetidae.
AUGUGGAUGAAUAAAUUUCUCAUAUUUCUCCUGAUCACUGUCGUCACAUCCGAUUCGUUGUCGUCAUUACAAUGUCUCGAUCGUGGUUUUUCAUCCGACAAUUUACUUUGCUCGAACUGUCAUGAUUUGAAACAAUUCCAUUUGAAUGAAUUAGAAAAUACAUGUAAACAAUGCUGUGUUCAAACAGAUAACGACGAUGAGCCUCGAAUUAAAUAUCAUCGAGCUGUUCUGACUGUUUGCACGUGUAAAUUCGGACGAUAUCCUCAAAUCGAAGCAUUCGUACGCAGCGAUCGUCCAAAACGUUUUCCUACAUUCAGCUUUAAACAUGUACCUGGUGCUGAACCGGUUCUUCAUUUAUACAACGCUAAAGACGAGAAAAUUCAAUCACUGGGCAUUGAAAAAUGGGACACUGACACAAUAGUAGCUUUUCUCGAAGAAAAUUUAGAUGUUUAG